Aspergillus mulundensis is the source of this 945-nucleotide messenger RNA. RefSeq lists its product as uncharacterized. The record is from RefSeq and is a predicted model, not a curated record. The transcript is spliced from 3 exons. Lineage: Eukaryota; Fungi; Ascomycota; Eurotiomycetes; Eurotiales; Aspergillaceae. Bases 1 to 945 code for a protein of 314 amino acids.
AUGCCAGGCGUCCUGACUGAAACCCUCGCCGUCAACGACGGCCCCCUCACCUCCGAGAACGCCGCCCUCCUCCGCCCUUCAGACCCGUCCCUCCCCAUCGAAGAGCUCCGCGCCCGCUACAACGCCGAUGGAUACCUCUUCCUCAAGGGCCUGCUCCCUCGGGACGACGUCCUCGAGACCCGCCGCCAAUACUUCUCGUACCUCUCGCCCACAGGCGUCCUAAAAGAAGGCACUGACCCGGUCGAGGGCAUCUUCAAUCCGACAAAGGACCCAGAGCACUACCCAGGUAUUGGCGCGGGCGCGGUAGGUGGCAACGGACGGCCUGGCGGCGAGAACGCAGAUACGUUCGUGGACCGCGCGAUAGAGGCGCACUAUAAGGAUUGGUAUGUUGAGAAGCUGUGCCAUCAUCCGGCGCUGUAUGACUUCGUUGCAAAGUUCAGUGGGUGGGGGAAGGAUACGUUGACGUUCCAGCGUACAUUGCUGCGGAACAAUACGCCUGGCACCAAACCCAUUGGGGUUCAUUAUGACCAGAUUUUUCUGAGGUAUGGUGAGCCGACGAGUUUGACGGCUUGGGUGCCCAUCGGGGAUGUUAAGGUCAAUGGGGGUGGGCUGAUUUAUCUUGAGGAUGGCGACUCCGUCGGUCUCAAGAUCGAAGAAGAAUUUACCACGAAAGCCAAGAAUGCCGGCUUGACAGAGGAGGAAGCUCGCUCGGCGUUCAACUCGAAUAUGAUGGCCACAGGGCUGCUAUCCGAAUUCCCAGCCGAGUUUGCGAAGCAGCAUAAUCGGCGCUGGCUGGUAUCUGCCUACGAAGCAGGGGAUGUUGUCCUACACAAGCCUCAUGCGAUCCACGCCUCGACUAUCAACAAGGACCCUGCGGGUGUCAUCCGCUUGGCUACGGAUUUGCGGUUCUGUGACUCGUCCAAGCCUUAUGAUAAGGUAUGCUAA